Messenger RNA from Pteronotus mesoamericanus, 2676 nucleotides. It is a transcript of the gene LRRC45, whose product is annotated as leucine rich repeat containing 45. Gene Ontology annotation, molecular function: protein binding. Gene Ontology annotation, cellular component: centrosome. Bases 403 to 2415 code for a protein of 670 amino acids. The record is from RefSeq and is a predicted model, not a curated record. Lineage: Eukaryota; Metazoa; Chordata; Mammalia; Chiroptera; Mormoopidae. The transcript has 17 exons.
UGAGGCGCAAUGAUGGCCGCGUAGGCAGCUGGUGGCAGCGAGGGUCCGCGGCGCGAGGGCCGGGGCCCGGGAUACGCGCGACGCCCAACAGGCCCCAUCUGCGGGAGGACCCACCCCCCGAGGGGUCCUCGUCCUUGCGCUGGCCGCAUGCUCGGGGGUUCCCGGGGUUACACCCCACACUCUUUGGGCCUCCCACCUGUAGAGCGCUCUCAGUUUGUUCCUGGUUCCUCAGCUGGCUAGACCGGACUUGGGCUCGUUGUGCCCCCGACGGAGCCGCCGCAACCCUCUGUCGGCCCACGGAGAGAGGAGCCGGGCCGCGAGGCAAGCAGCCCCGGCCCCGCUGGCCCACGGUGGGACCCGGCUGCAGGCGCGCGGAGCUAGCCCUGCCGGCCGCCCAGGGCCAUGGAGGAGCUGCCGCGCUCCUACAGCCGGUUGUGCAGGGAGACAGGGGGCGAGCCCCAGGAGGCCGUGCUGCAGCAGCUGCGCGCGGCGCCGCGGGACCGGAUGGACCUGGCCACGCAGAGCCUGACCCUGGACACCUGCAGGGCCCUGGGCGAGCUGCUGCAGAAAGAUGCACAGCUGACGGAGCUGGUCCUCAGCGACUGCAUGCUGAGCGAGAAAGGGGCCAUACUGCUGCUCGAGGGGCUGUGUGCCAACACCGUCCUGCGGGUUCUGGAUCUGAAGGGCAACAACCUUUAUGGUGACGCGGUCCUGGCGCUGGGAAAACUCAUCCGACAGAGCAAGUCCAUUCAGAGCCUCACCCUGGAGUGGAACCGCCUGGGCACGUGGGAAGAUGCCUUCGCCACCUUCUGCCGGGCCCUGGCGUGCAAUGGCGUCCUGCGGCAGCUGGACCUCCGCAACAACCAGAUCAGCCACCAGGGUGCAGAGGAGCUGGCCCUGGCCCUAAAGAGCAACAGCAGCCUCCAGCAGCUGGACCUGCGCUGGAAUGACAUCGGCCUCCUGGGGGGCCGGGCCUUGGUGAGCUGUCUCCCCAGCAACAGAACCCUGUGGAGGCUGGAGCUGGCUGGGAACAACGUCCCCAGCGACGUCCUCAGAGCCGUGGAGCAAGCCAUGGACCACAACCAGGACCGGCAGGCCACCUUCCGGAAGAACCGGGCCCACACCCGCGUGCUCAGCGAGGAGGUGCGGCACCUCCGGGAAGAGAAGUCCAAGCAGUUUAUGGACUUGAUGGAGACGAUCGAGAAGCAGCGAGCAGAGAUGGCAAGGAGCAGCCGGACGUCGGCAACACGCGUGGGACAGCUUCAGGAAGCCCUGGCGGAGAGGCACUCCAUCAUCGGCGCCCUCAAGGCCAAGCUGCAGAUGACCGAGGCCGCCCUGGCUCUGUCGGAACAGAAGGCCCAGGACCUGGGGGAGCUUCUGGCCACCACUGAGCAGGACCAGCGGGACCUGGCAGAGCGGCAGGCCAAGGAGCACCGGCUGGCGCAGCAGGAAGCUGCAGAGCGGGAGUCCAAGCUGCUCAGAGACCUGUCUGCCGCCAACGAAAAGAACCUGCUUCUGCGAAACCAGGUGGAUGAGCUGGAGCGGAAGGUGAAGUCCCAGCAGGACCAGCUGUUCCUGACCAGGCAGGAGCUGACCAACACGUCGGCUGAGCUGAAGAUGCGGGCUGUCCAGGCCGAGGAGCGCCUGGAGCUGGAGAAGCGGCGGUCCCGGCAGAGCCUGGCGGACUCUGAGCAGCUGCGCGCCAAGGAGGUGGAGCACAUGACUCGCCACCUGGAGGAGAGCGAGAGGGCCAUGCAGGAGAGGGUGCAGAGGCUGGAGGCGGUGCGGCUGUCGCUGGAGGAGGAGCUGAGCCGAGCGAAGGCACUGGCCCUCAGUGAGCGCGGCCAGGCCGAGGAGGAGCUCGUGAAGGCCAGGAACCAAGUCCGCCUGGAGGAGCAGCAGCGCCUGGCUCACCUGGAGGAGAAGCUGCGGCUGCUGGCCCAGGCGCGGGACGAGGCGCAGAGCACCUGCCUGCAGCAGAGGCAGGCGGCGGCCGAGGCCCAGGCCCGGGCCGGCCAGCUGGGCCUGCAGCUGGAGGGCCUGCGGCGGCGCUUGGAGGAACUGCAGCAGGAACUGAGCAACAAGGACCAGGAAAAGGUGGCUGAGGUGGCCAGGGUGCGUGUGGAGUUCCAGGAGCAGAACGGCCGCCUGCAGGCCGAGCUGACCGCCCAGGAGGCCCUGAAAGAGAAGGUGGCCGCCCUGGAGCGCCAGCUGAAGGCGAUGGCGAGUGACCACCGGGAGGCGCUGCUGGACCGGGAGAGUGAUAACGCCUCCCUGCGGGAGAAGCUGCGGCUCAGGGAGGCGGAGAUAGCGCGGAUCCGCGAGGAGGAGGCCCAGAGGGCCAGCUUCCUGCAAAACGCUGUCCUGGCUUACGUGCAGGGGCCCCCCCUGAGGGCCCUGAGCCCCCAAAAGUGAGGGGAGGCAGAGGGACUCCAGGAGUGGCAAGAAGGUGGCUCUCAAGGGGACGGGCUGCCGGGUCGGGGUGGGCAUCGGUGCCAAGCUGGGUGGGCUGCCUGCCACAGCGACUCUACCUGGAUGCCCGGCCAGAGCCCCCCGACCCCCACCCCCCGCGACGCGGGCGCGCCCGCGGUGGAAGGGCGUUUGGGGAAGCAGAGCCUCAGCACCCGUGCCCCGUUCCACCGUCGCCCUGUACGCUGUGACCGUGGGCGCAGCGGG